Molecule: messenger RNA, 1719 nt
Organism: Caenorhabditis remanei
Lineage: Eukaryota; Metazoa; Nematoda; Chromadorea; Rhabditida; Rhabditidae
Exons: 5
Coding region: 1-1719 (572 amino acids)
Biological process (GO): fatty acid catabolic process
Molecular function (GO): amidase activity; fatty acid amide hydrolase activity
Source: RefSeq, a predicted model, not a curated record
AUGAUUUUAUUACUACUCACUACAGUUUUGGCUCUUGCCGCCGCCUAUUUUUAUAGAUUCUGGAGUGUAAGAGAGAAGAGACAAGUUGAAUUACGAAAAAUCGUGGAAAGGAAACGAGCGGAGAGAGCUGAAAGUGUGAAGUUUGCGAAGCAGUCGGCGGAAAAGUUGGAUGUCGAAACGAGAAAUAAGAUUGCUUCGUUGGAAUAUUCAGAGUUGAAAGAAGGACUUCAAUCUGGAACAAUUUCAUGCAUCGAUGCGGUCAGAACAUACUAUUUCAAGGCAAUUCAAGCAAAUGAAAAGACGAAUUCUGUGUGUAUGUUUGUGAAAGAAGCAGAACAAUGGGCAAUGGAAUGGGAUGAAAAGGCAAAGGACCCAGAAUUCAAGAAACCACCAAUGUUCGGUCUUCCGAUGUCUCUGAAAGAAUGUGUUCCACUUCAAGGAUACGAUCAGACACGUGGAUUUGUUCAAGACACUUUCCAUCCGACAGAAACUGAUGCAGUUCUUGUUCAACAACUCAAAAAACUCGGAGCAAUUCCUUAUGUCCAGACGAAUGUUCCUCAAUCUCUUCUCAGUUAUAAUUGCUCUAAUCCAGUCUUCGGAACAACCAAUCAUCCAAUGGACAAAUCAAGAACAUCUGGAGGAUCUUCUGGAGGAGAAUCAGCAUUGAUUUCAGCAGAUGGAUCAAUUCUCGGAAUCGGAGGAGAUGUUGGUGGAUCAAUCCGUAUUCCAUGUGCAUAUACUGGAACAACUGGAAUCAAACCAUCUCAUUUGAGAUUCUCUCAUCGUGGAGUUUGUGGAUCUGUUCCUGGAAGACCAUUGAUUAAUUCAAACGACGGUCCAAUGUCAACAAGAGUUGAGACAAAUGUCGAUUUCCUUCGAACUGUGUGGGCUGACACGUGGAUUACUGAACAAGAUCCAUACGUACCGCCUGUCACGUGGAAUGAAGAAGCAUACAAAAGUGAUAAGAAACUAAAGAUUGGAUACUACACAGAUGAUGGAUGGUUCACUCCAACUCCAGUUUGUCAGAGAGCAGUUAUGGAAGCAAAACAGAUUUUGGAAGACGCUGGACACACUCUUGUUCCGUUCCGUCCUCCACGAGUUCCCGAAGUUUUGAUUAUGUUCCUUCGAGCAGUUUGUGUGGAUGCUGGAAAAUUCUUGUCCAAUAAACUUAUGAAUGACAUCAUCGAUCCCCUUCUCUACACUCAAGUUGUUCUCUGGAUGGUUCCAGUUCGAGUUCAAAGAUUCCUUGCCAGUUUCAUCAGAGUUUUCUUCCCAAGACUUGGAAAUCUGAUGAAUGCGAUGACUCUAAGUACUGUAGAACUGCGUAACACAUAUGCGGAUAUUGAAGCAUAUCGAAGUGAAAUGGCUGCUCUAAUGAUUGAUCAAAAGAUUGAUGCUCUUCUGUGUCCGGUUACUGUAACUCCUGCUCUCCCACACGUUGCUCCAUCGAAACUAUUCGCCGGAACUAGCUAUACUGGAAUCUUUAAUCUUCUUGAUUAUGCUGCAGGAUCCGUCAAUGUUACUCAUGUCACGAAACAAGAUGAGUUGGAUCUAGAAUCGGACUACGAAGCAUCCGAUCCAUGGUAUGCAUUGGCAAAGAACAGUUCUCGUGGAACCAUCGGUUUCCCAAUUGGAGUUCAAGUGGCAACUCCUCCGUAUCGAGAGGAAACUUGUCUCCGUAUUAUGCGAGAGAUUGAAUUCGGUGUCACUGGCAAAUAA